Fulvia fulva is the source of this 255-nucleotide messenger RNA. RefSeq names its product DNA-directed RNA polymerases II, IV and V subunit 12. The transcript is spliced from 2 exons. Gene Ontology annotation, biological process: DNA-templated transcription. Gene Ontology annotation, molecular function: DNA binding; zinc ion binding; DNA-directed RNA polymerase activity. Gene Ontology annotation, cellular component: RNA polymerase III complex; RNA polymerase I complex; RNA polymerase II, core complex. The record is from RefSeq and is a predicted model, not a curated record. The coding region runs from base 1 to 255 and encodes 84 amino acids. Lineage: Eukaryota; Fungi; Ascomycota; Dothideomycetes; Mycosphaerellales; Mycosphaerellaceae.
AUGUCACGCGAACAAUACACCCCACCAUCCCUCUCGCAAGGCGGCAACAACAACGCCGGCGGCUCAACAGGCGGCGGCUUCGCAAUCUCCGGCAACAGCUUCGAGGACACCGGCAAACCAGUCCAGUACCUCUGCGGCGACUGCGAUACCAAAGUCGCGCUGAAGAAGGGAGAUCCCAUCAGAUGCAAGGAGUGCGGAUACCGUGUGCUGUACAAGGAGAGGACGAACAGGAUGAUCCAGUUCGAGGCAAGAUGA